AUGAACAACAUCUGCAGACCAGUCGAGAUCGGGCACUUCGUCAUCCGCACGCGCGAGGUUGCCCCCCUCGUGACCUACUACAAGAUGUUCUUCGGGGCGACGGUGGCGUCCGAGACGCACCCCAUAACGUUCCUGACGUACGACGACGAGCACCACCGCCUGGCCAUCAUCCUGGACCCGUCGGCGGUGCCGAAGCCGACGGGACGGCCUCCUCCGCCGACGUGCGGCUUCGACCACAUCGCCUUCACGGUGCCGUCGGUGGGCCAGCUGCUGCGCUCGUACCGGCUGCGCAGGGACGCCGGCCUCACCCCGGCCUACUGCCUCGACCACGGCAUGACCCUCAGCAUGUACUACGUCGACCCGGACGGGAACAAGGUCGAGCUGCAGGCCGACUGCUUCGAGAACAAGGCGGACGCCGUCAGGUUCAUGGGCACAAAGGUCUUUGCCGCCAACCCGAGGGGCGUCGAGUACGACCCCGACGAGCUGCUGGACAGGUUGGAGGCCGGGGAGAGCGAGGCUGGGCUGCUGGCGGGCAUGCUGGGUAGGAAGACGAUUGCAAAUCUGUGA
Messenger RNA from Pyricularia pennisetigena, 567 nucleotides. RefSeq lists its product as uncharacterized. The coding region runs from base 1 to 567 and encodes 188 amino acids. The record is from RefSeq and is a predicted model, not a curated record. Lineage: Eukaryota; Fungi; Ascomycota; Sordariomycetes; Magnaporthales; Pyriculariaceae. The transcript has a single exon.